AUGAAAAUCUGGUGGUGGGUCCAAAUGUGUGCCGGAAGAGGCACAUGCAAACCUGUACUCAAAGGGAGCAGGUUUCAUUUCAGUUUAAUGACAAACAGAAUAUGUGAAAUGCAAAAGGAUCGAGGAAUAUUUGAAAAAUUAGUACAAGUAGGAAAGUACAAUGUUGAAAAGAAUGGAGAUGAUGAAAAAGACUGCAUAAAUGGUAGUGCAAUGAACAAAGAGAAUUUUAAAAAAUACAGUGAAUAUAUAAAAAAGGAUUAUGACAUGUUAAAAAAAAAGUUACGAGAUGCAAAAGAAAAUUAUUUUAAAGGAAGUUACGAAGAGCACCUAUUCGAUUGUAUACAAAAUAAUGAUUAUAAAGAUUUAAUUAUAGCAGAUGUAAUUUAUGAAAAAGAGAAAAAUGUUUUAUGUAUAGGAGAAGGAAAUCUAUCAUUCAGUACACUGAUCCAAAAAAAUUUAAGUUCAUGUAAAGUAGUUGCUACUUCAAUGGAAAAUGAAAAGACACUAAAAAAAAAUUUUGGAAAUGUCUUUUCCAAAAAUUUAAAAAUCUUAGAAUCACAUGGGGGUAUUUAUGUUCCUGAAAUAAAUGUGGAAACAAUUUAUGAACAGUUCCCAGAAAAUACAUUUGAUGUUAUUAUUUUUAAUUUUCCGUUCGUCCUACCAUCAAAUGAUUUUAUACAAUCCAAGUGGAAGAUACAAAUUGAUAAAUUGAUGGAUGACAAGACCAGUUACAUGAAAUAUUAUAAAAAGUCAGAAUAUUUUUUACUGAAUAAAUUAUUUUAUUGGCUAUUUAAAAAUUCUUCUAUUUUGCUAAAACAUAAUGGAUUCUUACAUGUGCGUGUUAAUGACAAAUAUUUAACAUGUGAUUUUUCCAACACCUUUUCUUUAUCUCUUGUUCAGAAAAUUGAUUUUUCAAAUUCUUACAUGGUUUAUAAAUCUUUGCGCUAUAUCCCAAGUAUGAUGUACAAUUCUUCUUCUUUUCGAAAUGAUAGUUCCAGUUCCAGUUCCAAUUCCAAUUCCAAAAAAAAUGUUAUGUUUACAUCUCACGGGAAGAUUUUUAAAACUUUUAAAAUGGCUCACACGUCAACAUUAAUUUUUCAGAAGGGGACACCUCCCCCCAAGGACGACCAUCGCUAG
This is a messenger RNA of Plasmodium gonderi, 1137 nucleotides long. RefSeq lists its product as hypothetical. Gene Ontology annotation, molecular function: rRNA (uridine-N3-)-methyltransferase activity. NCBI's taxonomy places the organism in Eukaryota, Apicomplexa, Aconoidasida, Haemosporida, Plasmodiidae. The record is from RefSeq and is a predicted model, not a curated record. The coding region runs from base 1 to 1137 and encodes 378 amino acids. Gene Ontology annotation, biological process: rRNA base methylation. The transcript has a single exon.